GAGAGUGGCGGUGGCCGCCCGAGCUCCGCUGCGGGGGCGGCUCGCCGGGAUGCGGCCCCCGCGCAGCCAGCGCCGCCCGUCCGCAUGGGGGACCGCCGCCGCUGCUGCUCUGGUCGGGGGAGGCUGCCUGGCGGCGUGUUGCAGCGGGCGGCCGCGCGUGUUCCCGACGGUGCUGGCUCAGAAAGAAGAUGUCAUUCAUGCAGACGUGGAUGAAAGGCUGUGUCUUCGAAAGCACCGCUUCAUGCAUUUUGCAUCGUUGGAAUAUGAAGGAGAAUAUUACAUGACACCAAGAGAUUUCUUGUUCUCAGUAAUGUUCGAUCAAGUUGAACACAAUAUGCAGAAACAUAUGGCCAGCCUCAUGAGCAGUUUAGGCAAAGCCUCAGCCAAGAAACUGACAAAAAAGGAGGUAGAUGCUGCACUGCUGUAUGUUGCCAAAGCUAAACCAGGACCAACCUUUUUUAGAGAGCUUGGUGAUAAAGGGUUGAUUUCUUAUGCAGAGUAUCUGUUUUUGCUGACAAUUCUUACGAAACCCCAGACUGGACUUCAGAUUGCCUUUAAAAUGUUGGAUGCAGAUGGCAAUGAACAAGUUGAAAAGAAAGAAUUCUUUAAGCUACAGAGAAUCAUUGGGAAGGAAGAUGACUUGAAAGCAGCUGGAGAUGAAACUGUACUUCGGGAAACAGAACUGGACAGCUGUGGUGUUAAUACUGUGUUGCUGGUACAUUUCUUUGGAAAACAAGGAAAGGAAAAACUUCGCUUUUCCGAGUUUUUCAGAUUCAUGGAAAAUCUUCAAACAGAAGUCCAAGAAAUGGAAUUCAUCAAGUUUUCAAAGGGUUUGAACGUCAUGAGAAAAGAAGACUUUGCGGCAUGGUUGCUGUACUUCACUGAUGAGGAAAACAAUGAAAUUUACUGGCAGAAUGUGAAAGACCGAAUCGAAGCAGGAGAGAACAUCAGUUUGGAAGAAUUCAAGACUUUCUGCAAGUUUACAAAUAAUCUGGAAGACUUUUCCAUCGCCAUGCAGAUGUUUACUGUAGCCAAUCGUCCUGUUAAGCGGGCUGAGUUCAAAAGAGCAGUGAAGGUGGCAACAGGACAGGAUCUGUCAGAUAAUGUUUUGGAUACCAUCUUCAAGAUUUUUGAUCUAGAUGGAGAUGACUGCCUCAGCCACAGCGAGUUUCUUGGAGUCCUGAGGAACCGAAUUCACCGAGGCUUGAGGGUACCACAGCAGCAAGGCAUUCAAGGUUUCUGGAAGUGUGUGAAAAAAGAAAGCAUUAAAGAAGUCAAAGAACUUUGGAAGCAAACUGGGAAAAGUCCUUUUUAAAGCAGUCCAUUUUUCUUUUGCUUAAGUGGUUUUUCUUUAGGGGAGUUUGUCUGUCCUGUUUACAUAAUAACUAAAUCAAAAAUGCUCCUUUUUUUAGCUAUAGUUAAAGUUUAAUUAACCCAGACUCUAAUGCAAUAAUUUUAUAAUCAUUACAGUGCAAUCAGUUUGGUUUACAGAACUGGUGUCGCUUUUGGCCUCCAUACCAAAGUACUCUUGUUCUGGGGAAUAGUGUUGUUUACUGCUCUGUGGAAUCUGACCCUGCACUGUAGGAUACAGGAUGCACAGGAUUGAAUCAUGGCCCCCGGCCAGGAACAUCACGGCAGUAUCAUCUCCUGUUGAAGGAGUGAACAUCAUCUCAGCCACCCACACAGCAGCUCUCCUUCUCCAGCAAGGGUAGAGGUCCACAAGGCAAAAUCACUUGCACAACAAAUUUUAAACCAAGUUAUCCUAAAUCAAAAAGGAAAAUUCACACCUUGUUAUGGGGAUCUGCUCAUGUGCUGGUUCCUGAUGCUUGAUUCCACCAGUUCCUGUGUGGAUGUAUGGUUUGUCUGCCCUCAUGGUGUUAUUAUUAAACUGGAAAAAUACAAGACUGAUGGGCUUGAUGCAGGGUUUAAAAGUUGUACAUUGAUCAAUGAGUGUGUAUUGAGUGUCUCAGACCUCUUCCACAUAGUAUAAAUGGGAAGAAAAAAAUCCUCAUUCUGUCAAACACAGUGGUAGCUACAAUUUGACUCAUUACUAUUUUGCUUUAGUUGUAUUGCAGAAGAUGAAUACGUAACAAAUAGUUGUUUUAUCUCACUAAAUGUUGUGACAGGAAAACCUCAAGUAUCUCAGGAAAUCAAGGUUAUAAUAAGCCAUUGUUGAGGUAUGUCCAAUAAAAAACCAAAUACAAAUGUUUAUUACUCCAAAUGCAAAGUUAGACCUAAGAUCUUGAACACUAAAAAGAGGAACAAAUCAAGACUAACACUUAGAAAUUACAGAUGAACUUUUUUUUGCAAUAACAUAAGGUGCACCUCUGUGUACACAGGUGUGCAUGUUACAUGUUUUGUCUUUCUUACAAUCCCAGGAGCCAAAAGCCAGGUCCAGAUCACUCUUCCUAGUUUGCCAUAUAUAUAGGAGAUAGACUUGUCUGUAAAGCUGUCAAGGUUCUUCUUCUUUCCCACUCUCAGUUGUCUGACUUGUCUUGGCUGGAGUGAAAGCUUAGCCUUUCAGGAUAGGUUUGUGGUAAUAGAGUUAAUAGACUCAAAACAUGGACUAGGGAAAUGUCUUAAAAAAAUAACGAAGAAACCACUCAGUGAGGAACUAUCCAUCCGUUUGUUGCAUUACAUCAGCUGUGUUUGCUUCAAAGCUCAACAUGUUGGUUGUCAUUUCUUUGGGGUUUGUAAGAAGAGGGGCAAUUUCCAUGACAGGUAAGACAUCAGGGCAGCUCUCACUUGGUGCAGGGACAGGAGAGAAUGCAUCGGGAAACGCUAAAGGUCCCUCCUAAGAAAUACUGAGAUUACUGAGAAUGUGUUUGAUGUGUCAGUAGCUAUCAUGUUUGUGCUGAGGACAAGCCCUCCUGCCUGAGCCUCGGCACAGUGGCUCCUAGGGAACACAGUGAGAGACCAGCAAAGCAGCUCUUCCCUCGUGGCCUCAGCUUGGAGCUUUAAUCUAAAGUGUUAAAGAGAAAAUGCUGGUAGUCCUGUCACGCACAUGCACCCAGAAGAAGAUCAUGCCUGUGGGGAUGUCCUGAGACUAUCUGGAAGAUCAUGCACCAGUGACCAUCAAGGAUCCCUUUUUCCCCAGGAAAAAAUCCAGAUGAAGUAAAUGCCUCAAACUGAGCUCAUGCAGUGCUAUGUGGGCAGCAGGAUAGCGGGUGCUGGUUUUCUUUGUGUAUUUGGAAAUUGCUUGUUGCUUCUCAUGGUGGGAGCAAAGGUGGGGCAGUGGGACUGGCACCACAGUACCACAGCCAGCUGCACUUCCCUGAAUUAUCCAAAAAAUGACACUAUUGAAGAAGAGCUGCCCUGGCACAGAAAUGUGUAUGUGUUCACCCAGUGUGCUUUGUGCCAGCUCUGGCUUUAAUGCAAGGCUGCCUUUUAUUUGUUGCUGUUAAUAUUUUGGCAUAUCAUUUUUACUUUGGAGUGGAAAUUAUUCCCUAGCAUUUUAUUCUGUGUGAAGUUAAUAGGCUUAUGAUGUUUUUUAUUGCUUUUGUGGUUUCUUCUGUUUACUAAUUACUUCCUUAUUACAAGCUGUUUGGUUUUCUUUUGGAAAAAUCGACUCAUUUAGCUUUAGUGUAUCUAGAAGUUUAAUUUCUCAGCACUCAUUUGUAUCUGGGUUUGUGCAAUCAGCAGUAUCUGCUUUCAGGGAUUUCAAGUUUUAUUUUCUAGCAAAAGCUUUAAUUUCAAGUUCAGAGGAAAAGCAAAGGGAUAUGCUUGGGUUUGAUAUGAAUUUUGUGUCUAUAGUAAAAAGAAAAAAAAGAUUGAUUGGAAAUUAAAACAGACUUAUGAAUAAUUUUCAGAAGUUAUCCUGAAAGUGCAGCCAGGAAGGAACUCCUUUAAAGGCCAGGGAUGACUUGUCCGCCAGGCUUGAAGAAUCAGACUCUGCAUUUAAUUUGUAAGUUUGUUGUUAUUUGUCAACUAAAAUGGUUUGUAAAACAGUCUUAAGUAAUUUCUCAUUUUUAGUAUCUUAGAUUAAAAGAGAUAUUUAUGUAUUUAGAUGCACCCUGUUUUUUAAGAAAGUCAUUAUAGUUUAAGUGUUUGAUGUUUUAGUUCCUUUUAGUCACUGUAUGAUAUUUGCAGCUUGCUGUGAGCAUUACUUAACACAUUUUAGUUAAGGCUUAUGCCAGCUACCAGUCUAAAUAUAUCAAUUGUGAUUUGUUUUAACAUAAGGAACUCUUCCUCUGAACAGGAAUGUAUAGAAAAGCUAAAUAAAAUCAAUUUUUUUUAAUCUACCACAUUGCAUCUGAAUUUUACAUAGAACAAAAAUUAAUACAUUGCACAUUGCAAAAGUAUCAAAAAUUGAUAUAUCAAAAGGAUACACAAAAGCAAGUGCAGUCACCUACAGUAACUGCAUUACAGAAUUUUAGUUGUUGUAUCCCCAUAGUACUUCUUGCAUUUCUUUGUUUGUUUACUUUAAGAUAAUGUCUAAUAACUAUUUAUUCUUCAUUUCCAAAUGAAGCAAUGGCAAAAAUGGAGUGUGAUAUACUAGAAGUAAUCGAAACUCAUUGAUUGUUUCUAGAAAUUAAUUCUGGUGUCUCAGUUUGUACAAGCCUCUUUCUAAAAGCAAAAGUCCCUUUGGGUUCAAACCAAGCUGGCAGGUUUUAACAAAACAGGCAACAAUGAGGAGUACAUGUUCUGCAUAGCAGACAAACAACCAGGCCAUGGACUGUGGUUUCAUGGCACUUCACAUGUUCAAUGCAUGUAACAUAAAAAGGAUCACUACCCAGUUAAGGGCAAGAAUGGGAACAAUCACAUUGCUUAGAGGAAGUAUAAAUUUCAGGUAUAUUGACCAUACUUGGACUGAAACAUAGAAAUGGAUCAAUAAGUGUACAUCAAACUUUUAAAUGAACUUUCUUCUCAUGCUGGAGUUCUCACAGGAGAGGGCAAGCAUGCCUCAUACCUUCAGUUUUGUUUUUUCCUGUAAAACAAUCACAGCUGGUUCUGGAAACUACUCCAAUGCAGAAAAAAGCCUUCAGUCAUUCUAAACAGAAAACACGUGUCCAAAUGAUGUUGUGGUCAUUAUUAGUGAGAUCCAAGUUGCCCCAACAAACAGCUCCUGUAAUGCAGUUGGUCACAGGGGGAGCAUCAAGAUGGCAGAUGUAGACUCUUCUAGUGCCCAGCUGGCCACAGAAGCUCCUGCUGCAGAAGCUGAAGAUGUCAUCCAACAAGAAGCUGAAAGCCCUUUGCAGAACAGAAAACCUGAGAGACUUGAGCACGCACAAAAUUAAUCAGCAAACAAGUGUGUAUCUCUUCACUCAUUUAUUUGAAUGUUUCCCAUUGGCUUUGUUUAUUAAACAAUUCCUAGCUGGCUCAAUAAUAAAAAAAAUCAUACAACAUAUGUGGAGACAGAUUUCCCAUUAGGCUGAAGUUGGCUUAGUUAAUGAUGUUUCCAGUUCAUUAAUUGGAGUGCCCUAGUGCAGAGCUCUGCUUGCUGUCCUGGGCUGCUGUUCCUGCACACCAGCAUUGCAGGGAACCUGCUCAGCACUGCUCACACCUGCAGGGGCUCUGCCUCAGCAUCUCAUGCCCUGAGGAGUAAAAGACCAUGGUUUUCCUCACCUGUGUGCCCAUUGUGAGUUUAGAUUGAAUGCUAGGGAAAAAAAACUUCAGAUAAAGGGUUGUCAAGCACUGGGGAUAAGCUGUCCAUGGAGGCAGUUGUGUCACCAUCCCUGGAGGUGUUGAAAAGAUGUGUAGAUGUGGCACCUGGGGACAUGGUUUGUGGGGUAGACAUGGCAGUGCUGGAUUAAUGGCUGGACUUGGUGAUCUUGGAAGUCUGUUUUAAAUGAAUCUGUUAUUCACUUCUGCCUCUGGCAGAAGGCUGGCCUGCCUUUCCAGGCUGAGCGAGUGGUGGAAGUAACAUGGGAUGGCACCAGGCUGUGGGAAGAAUGGACACAACACCUUGCAGAACACUGUUCAUGACUGGGUUUGUGUUGGACAGAUUUCAGACACACAGGUUUGAAUAGAUAGAAGGAGGAAUAUUCCAUAGGUAAUCCAGAGGAAUGUGUGGGAGUUUUUCUCAUGGGAUUUCAGAUGCAAGCUCACUGCUUUGAAACAGCCUUGGAGGGCCUGGCCUUUCUCCAUGGACUGCAAAGGGAGCAUAGAAGAUGAGCCUCUCUGGACUAAGCCUGUACUUUGUGAAUGCCACAAGCACUUUCCUGGAGAAAGGAUGUUCUACCACAUCGAGGCGUUCUGCCACAACACUGUGCCUCAAGUCCACUGCUCUAGGGAAAAUUUCUCAGCUUUAUUGUCAGCCCAUGGAGCAACUGGCUCUAAACCACCCCAAAGAAAACCAAUUGUUUUAAUUUAAGACUUUCCAAUAAAGUGUUCUAAAAUUUUCUUCUUUAUUCAGGAUACAGAUUUUUUGGUUUAUAUUAUGUGGCCUCUUACUGUGGUUUUAUCUACUUUGAAACUGAUACUGUUGGAAUGAGCAAACAUUACUGAAAAAGUGGUGUACAUCACUUAAAUACUGCAGAGAAGGUAAUUCUUAGACCAAUGGCAAAUGAGUCACAGGGUAGAAGAUGACAUUCAUUGUUGAAAAGAAAGGAUACCAAAAUACAAUGCUUUGCCAUUAGAAAAGGAGACUAAUGGUAAGUCCUGAAGUCAAAAGAAACAGAAGAGCUAUUAGAAUAAAUUAAAAAUUAAGCAAACAUGAAUAUCAUUGAACAAAAGGAUGCUAGGUAAACAAGAACUGA
This is a messenger RNA of Zonotrichia leucophrys gambelii, 6698 nucleotides long. It is a transcript of the gene MICU2, whose product is annotated as mitochondrial calcium uptake 2. NCBI's taxonomy places the organism in Eukaryota, Metazoa, Chordata, Aves, Passeriformes, Passerellidae. Gene Ontology annotation, biological process: calcium import into the mitochondrion; mitochondrial calcium ion homeostasis. Gene Ontology annotation, cellular component: uniplex complex. The transcript has 13 exons. Gene Ontology annotation, molecular function: calcium ion binding. Bases 50 to 1315 code for a protein of 421 amino acids. The record is from RefSeq and is a predicted model, not a curated record.